Molecule: messenger RNA, 1623 nt
Organism: Penaeus chinensis
Lineage: Eukaryota; Metazoa; Arthropoda; Malacostraca; Decapoda; Penaeidae
Exons: 4
Coding region: 1-1623 (540 amino acids)
Cellular component (GO): chitin-based extracellular matrix
Molecular function (GO): structural constituent of chitin-based larval cuticle
Source: RefSeq, a predicted model, not a curated record
AUGAAAGUUAAUUUUCACGGACCCGAAUUCCCAUAUCAGCGGGGAUCAGGAUAUGGGCGAAGGAAAGACCACGCCCUGUCCCUGUGCUCCGACUACGGGCGAGAUGUUCCUAGGAUAUAUAACGGGCGACGGCAACAGUGCCCUGUAGACAACUCCUUGCCGACUGUGAUUUCCGUGGCGGCCCUCGUGGCUAGCGGCAGCACCUCAUUACUUGCGAACAGCGGCGUAUAUGGAGGUUAUCACGGCCUACUUGGCGUCUAUCCAUAUACAGAUUCUUCUGGUCUGCAUCCUUACUCAUACGCAGGUGUCCUUCCUGCGGUUGCUCCUCUCACCUUGAAAACACCUUUAAUCAAGACUGUGGUUCCUGCACCUGUCUCUUACAAUGUCGGUCCUGCACCUGUAUCCUACAACGUGGCUCCUGCACCUGUGACCUACAACGUGGCUCCUGCUCCUGUCUCUUACAACGUAGCUCCCUUCGCACCUGUAGCACCUGUCCAGUCUCAGUAUCACGCUCAGGAUGAGCUCGGUCAAUACUCUUUCGGUUACGCCGGCGGUCCAUCUUCACGCGCUGAGUCUCGCGACGCCUUCGGUGUUGUCCGUGGUUCGUACAACUACGUGGACUCUGAGGGCAAGGUUCAGACUCAGCACUACGUGGCUGACGCCCUCGGCUUCCGUGCGUCCGGCACCAACCUUCCAGUGGCUCCCGAAGCUCCUUUGGCCGCCCUCCCCGGCCCCGUCCCCGAACCCGUCCAGGACACUCCUGAGGUAGUCGCUGCCAAGAUCGCCCACCAGCAGGCCUACAACGAAGCCGCAGCCGCCGCCGCUGCCGCUCCCGACACCCGUGGGGGUCAAGAUGUUCCCAAGGUAUUUAAGGCGGUGUCAUGCCCAUGGGCACCAGACAGCUCCUUGACGACUGUAAUUUCCGUGGCGGCCCUCGUGGCUAGCGGCAGCACCUCCUUGCUUGCGUACAACGGCGUAUAUGGAAGCCAUCACGGACUUCUUGGCGCCUAUCCUUAUGCAGGUUAUUCUGGUGUGCUGCCCUACGCAUAUACAGGUGCCCUUCCUGCAGCUACUCCUCUCACCUUGAAAACACCUGUAAUCAACACUGUGGCUCCUGCACCUGUCUCUUACAAUGUCGGUCCUGCACCUGUAUCCUACAACGUGGCUCCUGCACCUGUCUCUUACAAUGUUGGUUCUGCACCAGUAUCCUACAACGUGGCUCCUGCACCUGUGACCUACAACGUAGCUCCCUUCGCACCUGUAGCACCUGUCCAGUCUCAGUACCACGCUCAGGAUGAGCUCGGUCAGUACUCCUUCGGUUACGCUGGCGGUCCUUCUUCACGCGCUGAGUCUCGCGACGCCUUCGGUGUUGUCCGUGGUUCAUACAACUACGUGGACUCUGAGGGCAAGGUUCAGAGUCAGCACUACGUGGCUGACGCCCUCGGCUUCCGUGCGUCCGGCACCAACCUUCCAGUGGCUCCCGAAGCUCCUUUAGCCGCACUCCCCGGCCCCGUCCCCGAACCCGUCCAGGACACUCCUGAGGUAGUCGCCGCCAAGAUCGCCCAUCUGCAGGCCUACAACGAAGCCGCAGCCGCCGCCGCUGCCGCUCCCGACACCCGCUAG